AUGGCGGACAUUCGCGCCCCUUACCUGUACACGGAGACGCGUCUUACCCUCGAUCAAGCUUACGCCGGCUCAACCGUCGACAUCUCGUUGUCGAAGACUGGCAACCACGAGCGCAGACUGUACAAUGACGUUCAAUUAGGCAGCGAUGAAGCGCACUUCACAUGCAAUCACCUUUCAAGCGAAGCCUCGUUAUAUUUUCGCAGCGACGAGCGCUGCCCGCGCAGCUUCCUUUGGCGGUUGCUUGACGACCGAAGAGUGCUCGAGGUGCAGGCCGUGGAUUUAAGCCAGGAUGCAGCCAACAAAACAGAGGCCAUUCUCACGCUGUUGCUGCGCUUCCCCGCAGCCAUCCGUCCCUUCUGCGUUGCGUUCGCUGAUCCGGCAGAGAAGGACGCGCUGAACGUCUUUGCAAUCACGACCGCAGAUGACCUAUGGACGCUCACGCUGCAUCGCGACAUCUUCGUGCACCCGCGUUUCUCAGAAGCGCUUCCCUCGGACUGGUGCAGAGUCACCAAACCUUCUAUGUUCGCAGUCACGAUACCGUACCGUCUGUUCUCUUCAACUGCGAGAGAGCUCUUUGUAUCAAUGAAGGAUGGACAAGUCGUGCGUUUGACAAGAAGAGCUGGCGACGAUGGUUCAAAGUGGCAUGAUGCUGUCUAUUCUGAAGGAAGCUGGGGCGCCUCUUUCUUGAAGUGGAGGUCGGGGCCUACAAUCAAGUACGGCGACGUGGAGCUGGAACCUUCCGCAGCAGUAUCGAUUGCGCCUACAACCUUCGACGAAGACGACGCACAUCUCAUUACCGUAUGUCUAAAUCACACUAUGCGAAUAUGGAAUCUGAAGACAGGCCGUAUAUCUGCGGAACUGGAUAUUCUCGGUGAAGAAGAGCAGAGAUACAUGAUCAGCCCAAACCAGCGACAGCUGUUACAGGUGGUUGACAUGCCAGGCAGACAAGAAACGUACGCAGUCACGUUCUCGCCAAAGCAUCACCAAUUCAAGUUCUGGGCCAUCUUUGACCCAGAGUCUGGGCGUCAGGGCAUACGUGAGAUGAGACCCGAAAUCGAAUACAAACCUCCUGUGGAGAUGCUGAUGGACACCGCGGUAUGGAAUCUUGAAGAAUUUCACCUCAAACCAAGUAGAGGAUCGAAGCAAACCGAGCUUUGGAUCCGGGUCCGCUCAGGUCAGACUUCACAGGUCUUCAUGCUGAGCUUUGACCCGUUCGACUUCGGGCACAAGCUUCAUGAAAUUAGCAGCCAGUACGUCAAGGACUGUUGGGAGCAGGAUUGGGUUGCAGUUUUCCCUGGGCGACAAACACUCGAGGCUAUCGAUGCCCUGUGUCCCACAAACGGCUCGGAUGUGCCUGAGGAAAGCAAAGUUGCAGAUAUCACGGAACGCUGGACGCAAUUCCUCUUUUACCCAGGCAGAUUCACUGUGCCGCUGCUCGAGACUGCAUUUGUAACUUAUAUCGCCGCGUCCGGACGCCCAUUGCCUGUUGCGUCGAAAGCACCGCUCAAGGAACGUCUCAUCAAGGCUGUCUGGGCCAAUGCGGCGAAGCCCUCAGGUGGACGAUCAAGUGUCGAGGAGGAUACUUUCUCUCAGUGGCAGAAUGUGUACAGCAUUGUGCGGGAUUUGCAUAAACGGAGCAUGGACUUAGUAUCCUUUGCUGUUGACCCACAUGAUCAGAUUCCAUGGCUCGCUGGUGCUGACUUCGUGGCUCCAAUCCGUGAAUGUAGUCAGCUUGAGAAGAUCGAGAUGAAUGUAAGCAUCGUGACACAAUUACCAACACCAAAACUGGCGCUCUACGACUUGGGUCCAAGAGUCGAAGGAGAUGAUGAAGGCAGUGAAGCCGAUGAAUCUGACGAAGCUAUGCUCGUGGGCAAUCUGUUCUUGGUCGCGCAUUCAUUGAGAGCUAUGCUUCCGGACUCAUAUCAACGAUCACUUAAGCGUGCCGUCAUCGAGGAUCUUGUCCAAGAGCCAGCAAAAUCGGCUGCGGAACGUAUCAACAGUUUCCGAGUCGAAACUUCGCUAUUAGAAGAACUCACUGAGGAUGAUGAGAAGAAAUUCGAUGAGCUCGCUACGGAUUUUGGCGGAUACAAAAUCUUCCAUCGGAAUAGCUUCAUUGAGAUUUUGGACAUGAUGAAGGAGCCUGAGAAGGGUCGGCACCAGGAAGAGCUAAUCACCCGAUACGGUUCAAAGAUGGCCAUUAGGAUCGCCCAAGAAACUGUGGCGCUCAACACAGAGGUCCUGUUGGAUUUGCUUACCACAGUACUAUACCUGGACGGUGUUUUCGACGUCGAGGAACUCGCUUCAGCAAUUAAAGACCUACCAGAGGAUACUGUAGACACGAUGGACGUAGACGAUGCCACGCCAACAUUUAAUGCGCGUGGGCUAUUUGACAAAAUCAUGUGCCUCCUAAGAGAGUAUUUCAUUCUUGACUUCCUUGUGGCAAACACGCGCAAGGAGCGUUCAAAACCCCGGAGAAAAUCUUUUGGCGAGAGUCCCCUUGUUGUUCGAAGCAACGAGGCACCUCCCGUGUAUACAAGUACUCUUCUUCAAAGCAUAUUCAUUGGGGACUGGAAGGACAUACGAGCGCCUGAAGAGGGCAUCUCACCGACCCAGAUGCUCACGUACCACACGAGAGCAUGGCUUACGAAAUUGGAAAUGAGCAUUUUUGAAAGCUUCUCUGCACAUGUACUUGCUGACUUGAUUAAACACGGCGACGUGGGAUUGGCGAAUCAGUUCUUGCCAUUCGUGCCAUCGGCAGGAUGGACUAAUUAUUUGAGGGGAAGGCUGUGCUUGGAAAACAGUGAAUACAAGAAGGCAGCGGACUGGUUUAGGAAAGCAGCAUAUCCAAUGUCACUGGGAUUUUUUGACGUGAGCAAUCAAGAUACGGCAGAAAUUUUAUCGCCUGAGCAAGUCGAGAAGUUCUCAGAUGGCUUGCCAUCGUACUAUGAGCAUAUCAUGAAUUUACUGGAUAAAUACAAGGCGAGCACACAAAUAGCCGAGUUCGCAAAGUUGGCAAUCCAGUCGCAUAAUAUGACCAUCAGCAAGGCUCUCAAUGAUGCGGAGCUCUCAUCUACUGAACUACCGCAGAAGCAAGCCGAGCAGUUCGACAAACGUACUAUCGAUCUUCUUGAGCGGCUGUUCGCCUCGUCGCUUGCGACUGGUGCUUUCGACGAUGCUUACUCAGCACUCAUGCGUAUGCCGGACCAUGCUCUUCGCCAUUUUAAUCUCCAAUCAUUUAUAGAGACACUUGUGCGCCAGAAACGCGUCAAGCAGCUUUUUGCGUACCCGUGGGCUCAACUUGCCGACGAGGCCGACAAAGAACUCGAGGCCAAGGCACGCAAGACACUUACGUCGAGUUCAACACAUCAGUGGCACAAGAUUUUAUACUCAUGGCGUAUCAAGCGCGGCAACUUCCGUGGCGCCGCGCAAGCUGCGUUCGAUCGGUUGGAGAAGUUGCGUGCUGAGACAAAAGGUACAGGUCCGGAUCCUCGAGAUGAGCGACUUGUGGACGCAUAUCUGCUUCUGAUCAACGCCAUGGCAUGCGUGGGGAAGGACGAGGCCUGGGUCAUCUACGAGCCCAUUGCCGAAAAGAAGGGCUUGCUCAAUGGGACGGCCAAAGAGAAGAAGGAAGGGAAGCGGAGGCUCGUUACGCUCGAGGAUGUCAGGCGGGAGUACCAAGAAGAAUUGGAUCGAAGAGCGGCAAUGGAGCAGGGCAAAUUCGCGUUCGUGGACGAGGGCGAGGAGAUGGAUGUCCUAUGA
This is a messenger RNA of Verruconis gallopava, 3759 nucleotides long. RefSeq lists its product as uncharacterized. The record is from RefSeq and is a predicted model, not a curated record. The coding region runs from base 1 to 3759 and encodes 1252 amino acids. Gene Ontology annotation, cellular component: nuclear pore. The transcript has 3 exons. Lineage: Eukaryota; Fungi; Ascomycota; Dothideomycetes; Venturiales; Sympoventuriaceae. Gene Ontology annotation, molecular function: structural constituent of nuclear pore.